UAACGCAUUGUGUGGACGUGCAAUCAGAGAUAUUUUGAGGUCUAAUUUUAAGGGAGCAUGGCAUUCUUGGGAAAAAGUAGAUUCAAUGUGCAGGGAUGAGCUCUUUAAGGAGUUUAAGCAAGAGGAAGCUGGUGGAAAAGAACCCCCAUGGGAUGAUGUCUUUUCAGCUUUGCAUCAAAGUACUAAGCAGUCUGGUAACUUCAUCGACAACAAGUCUAAAAAAGUGGUUGAAAAUUAUAAAAUAGAGAUGAUUUCAAAGUAUGGAACUAAUCGGGAAAAUCAUCCUUCAUUUGAUGGAGCAGCUUGUUGUGUGGCUUCAGGAGGAGUUACAAAGGGUAGGGUAUAUGGUGCACCUCGUAUGCCAAAAUCUAUAGUUAGUACAAGCUCUUCAUCACAUUCCUACUCGGUGGAGUCAUCAUAUCCUAGUUCAUCGUAUCGGGCAUUACAAAAGGAGAUAAAGAAUAAAAAAGAGAAGAUAAAGAAAAAAGAAGAUUUUAUUCUUGAAAUGAAACGGCAGAUGGAUUCCAUGAAAGAAUAUCUUGUGAACAAUCUUGGAUACCAUGGUGGGACAUCAAAUAUUGGCCAAGGUAUGCCAUCACCUUUGGCCCCAUCAAUGCCACCACCUAUGGCUCCCCAGAUAAUGACACAUAUAGGUCCCACAUCUCAACCAAUUUAUCGACCUACACCUCGACCACUAUAUCCUGAUUCAUCUUGUGUCGAUCCACAGUAUCAUGGUUCGUCUCCGCAACCAGCACCAUGAUUGUAUCUUUUGUUGUUUGUUUUUAUUGUAUUUCGACUUAUUUGUAUU
Populus trichocarpa (black cottonwood) is the source of this 808-nucleotide messenger RNA. RefSeq lists its product as uncharacterized. The record is from RefSeq and is a predicted model, not a curated record. The transcript has 3 exons. NCBI's taxonomy places the organism in Eukaryota, Viridiplantae, Streptophyta, Magnoliopsida, Malpighiales, Salicaceae. The coding region runs from base 86 to 760 and encodes 224 amino acids.